AUGGCGAAAAGCGAAGAAGUCAUAGAAGGACCAGUGCUUGUACUUCCAGUUGAUUUGAGUUUAAGCCUUUUGGAAUAUUUGGAACAUGAUCAGCUAUCAGGUCUAAAGGAAGUGUACUACAAUAUCAAGGAAGUUCUUUUCGAGUACCGCGGUAUGAAGAGAACCGUCCAGGGAUUGUUUGCAGUGAAACCCAGUAGUGGAGUGGUUGUUCUCGAACAGACCGUACACGACUUCGUUGGUGGUGUUUUUCAUCUUCUACUGGAGUCUAUUGACAGAGAAGCAAACGAUAAUAAGGAUCAGAGCAUCUUGAAGGUUUACAUUCAUGACGAAAGCGAUAUAGUCUGUUUGGAGUUGCAAGCAUCACCGGUCGCGGUCACCUCUGCAAAGGUCGACACCGUUAAGAAAACAAUCGCCGAUACAACAGGCUUCGACGUGCUCGUAAAAGAUUUGCAAUAUCAUCAUGAAGAGGGAUCAGUCAUCUACGACAUUACAAAUCUGCGUUUGGUUAGUGGAAUCAUAAUGUCUGUCUUAUAA
Haemonchus placei is the source of this 534-nucleotide messenger RNA. Lineage: Eukaryota; Metazoa; Nematoda; Chromadorea; Rhabditida; Trichostrongylidae. The record is from the annotation of a GenBank genome assembly.